GUUUUGUUUAUCUCUUGAAGUUUUAGAAUGCAUUUAUAUUAAUUGCACUGAUCACUUUUCGCCACUGGGUGGUAGUAACAAACUACAAAGCUGGGUGUGGAAGACGACAUACUGUUCAGCAAAUAAGUGCAGCAUACACAGGUCCAGCCCAAGCAGACAUUCGAUCACUGGAGAAAAACAAGAUCUGUGACCAAACUACAGGAAAUACUGGAACUGCAAAAUCAACAUCUCCUGACCCUACACUUCACAACAGCUUGUCUCUUACGAAUUCAGGAAACUGCUGGCAGUCUAUUCAGAAGACUGGAGGCAGACUGCAGACUCGGAAUUACAUCAAUGUCUUUCUGAUUUUUAUUUUGUAACAAAUGGUUUUAAGUCAUGGAUCAAGCUGUCGCGGACGGUCCUGUCAUUCUUGUCAUCCGGGCACCGAAUCAAAAGUAUGAUGACCAGACCAUCAACUGUUGUCAUAACUGGACUGUGGAGAAACUCAAGGCGCAUCUGUCAGACGUAUACCCAAGCAAACCGAGCUCCAAAGACCAAAGACUGGUGUAUUCUGGGAAGCUGCUUUUGGAUCACUUCACAUUAAAAGAUGUUUUAAGAAAACAGGACGAGUACCACAUGCUCCAUCUGGUAUGUGCCUCACGCACACCCCCCAGCUCCCCGAAGCCCCCCCGCAGCCACAGCAACAAGCCCCAGGAGAACUCGCCAGGUCCCACGCCCUUGACAAACUCCCGUCCUCCACCUGCUGGUCAGCCGCAGUCGCCACCUACAGGAGAGAACAGUGAUGGAGUCAGGCAGAGGGCUGGAGCCUACCCUUAUCAUCAGAUGUAUUCACAGGCUAUGCACAGUUGGAACCAGUUCCUUCAACAGUCAUAUUACAGGCCCAUGACACUAAUGUGGUGGCAGCAGAUGUACAUGCGACAGUACUACCUGCACUAUCAGAUGUUAGCCGCCGCCUCCUCCUCUCAGCACCUCCCUCCGCAGCAGCCCUCGGCUCAAUACAGCCAGUCCGAGCCCGUGACCCGCCGACCUCGGGCCAAUCGGCGUGUGAACCCGGAGGUGCAGCUGAACGCACAGGGAGGAGAGGUCCUGAAUGAAGAGGAGCUGAACUGGGAUUGGCUGGACUGGGUCUACACAGUUUCACGUGCUGCCGUCCUGCUCACCAUAGUCUACUUCUACUCCUCCUUCAGCCGCUUCCUCAUGGUCAUGAUGGUCAUGUUGGUGCUUUACCUACACCAGGCCGGUUGGUUUCCCUUCAAUCUGGAGAACGAGCUCCUGCUCCCUGGAGCCAAUCAGGAUGAGAUGGAGGCAGAGCAGCAAAACCAGGACUUACAAGAAAUGGAAGGACUAAUGGACGACAACUCAGACGAUGAAGGCGAGAGCGGAGAGGAAGGAGCUGAAGAUCCAAACAGCAGCCCAAACGCAGGCUUCCUGGCGUCUACAUGGUCAUUCAUCGUAACCUUCUUCAUGUCACUGAUCCCAGAGGGCCCAGCGAACGCCGUUAACUAAACCACAAUAUUCACAACGAGAAUCUCCGGCUGACAGUGGACGAAAGUCCAAGCCUGUUCAGGGAAACUGUUACUGUCUGUUUCAGUAUUAAAGAUUCCCGAUAGUGUGUUUGUCCUCAUCUUCAGACUGUGACUGAGAAGACAACUGACUGAUUCGAGUCCAACAGGUGAAAACGUUGUCUUUAUAUUGACUUCUCUAGUUUGUCGGAGCGAAGAUAUGAACAGUGGGCUUCUAUAAAUGAUUACUAACACAGCCUCCAAUCAUACACUACAUAACCUGUCUAUAGUUUAUAUAGACGUUUCUUAACACGAAUCAUCACAGCAUUGUGUGUCUAACAACACGUGUCUUGUUUUUCUCAAUAGAAAAAUUGUAUAUUUGUUGAAAGUCUUGUUUUGCAACCAGAUGGAUGACCUGAUUGUUGUUGUUUUGUUUUUUUACCGCAGAUUGGACAAAAUGUGACAGGACAUUUGAAAGUGUUAACACAAAGUUAACUUGAGUUGGCUAUAGUAAAAGUCGAUCCGUGCUGAAAUCAGCCGGAAAGAACAAAGUGAGGAGAUGGUGGUGAGAGAAGAGAAAGAAAGAACAUUGUAAUGAAUCAAACUGACAAAUUCAUGUGGGGCAAAACCACAUGUGCUCAAAUCCAGCCUGUCAAAAUGGCUGCCGCUGUUGUGUAUUAAGAGUUAUAGUUGUUAUUAUUAAACAUACCUUUAAGGUAA
This is a messenger RNA of Cynoglossus semilaevis (tongue sole), 2222 nucleotides long. RefSeq names its product homocysteine-responsive endoplasmic reticulum-resident ubiquitin-like domain member 2 protein. Gene Ontology annotation, biological process: endoplasmic reticulum unfolded protein response. The record is from RefSeq and is a predicted model, not a curated record. The transcript is spliced from 9 exons. The coding region runs from base 376 to 1506 and encodes 376 amino acids. Gene Ontology annotation, molecular function: protein binding. Lineage: Eukaryota; Metazoa; Chordata; Actinopteri; Pleuronectiformes; Cynoglossidae.